Messenger RNA from Lindgomyces ingoldianus, 795 nucleotides. RefSeq lists its product as uncharacterized. The record is from RefSeq and is a predicted model, not a curated record. NCBI's taxonomy places the organism in Eukaryota, Fungi, Ascomycota, Dothideomycetes, Pleosporales, Lindgomycetaceae. The transcript is spliced from 9 exons. The coding region runs from base 1 to 795 and encodes 264 amino acids.
AUGAUGAUGGCUGUAUCGUAUCAAGUUCAUAUAGAAGUCGGCAAGAAAGUAUUCUUGUAUUGUAUGCAGAAUACCGAAAAACGAAAAGCCAAGAUCGAAUGGUUUAGAGAAGAAAUGGUCAUGAUGUCUGUCGUUCUACCAGGCCAGAACCAAGGCUUCCAAGAACUUCUUUUGAUAGAUCUGGUCUGGUUUUCGCACUGCCACAUAUUCACCUUUCAUGCUGUAGGUCAGAAUGACGAUGUAUAUGGAGCAGUCAGGAAAACAGAAGCGGCAGAACGUGUGGUCAGCAAGCCUAAAUCCGUGCUGUUGACGUCUACACUUCCGGAAACGGAAGAACCCAUCCGCCGACCACUGCAUCGGCUCGCCGUAUUUUCUCCAUUCAUAAUGCAUGCACUCAUGCAUCCUUCAGGGAAGAUACGACAAACAGCCCUGCAACCCCAAAAGCAGCGACACCCAGGUCAAACCAGCACUAACACAUGGGAAUCUUGUCGCCGCGCUACUAAUACCAUAGCCCGACGGUCUUCCGAGGCUCAAAACGCCUGUCUCGUUAUCCACCCGUUCAUAUACCCAUUCACAAACGCCGCCAGCCACCAUACGGGAUUUUCUUCCUGGGGGCUCUUUGAAAAUCGAGGCAAAAGGACCCAAACAUGUCUCCUUCAUAGCGCCAACCAAAACGCUUCAGUUUCGGAAACGAAGACUGACAUAAAGCCAUUAACCAUCAAGCCAUCGAAAAAGAAGGAGAAGUUCAAGAAGAGGAAAGGAGAAUCGAACGAAGGACAUCAUAGAAUUAUAUAA